Molecule: messenger RNA, 1131 nt
Organism: Cryptomeria japonica (Japanese cedar)
Lineage: Eukaryota; Viridiplantae; Streptophyta; Pinopsida; Cupressales; Cupressaceae
Exons: 4
Coding region: 1-1131 (376 amino acids)
Source: RefSeq, a predicted model, not a curated record
AUGGUUAAAGAGAACAUUGACUAUGAUCUUGCAAAAUCAUUAAGAAGUCAACUUAUGGAAAACUUGGAAGCAGUAAAGAAGGAAAAAAAGAUGAGAUUCAAGUUUGGACAGCUUAUUAUAGGCUUAUUCUUUUACUUCCAAAACUUUUUCCCUAGUAUUGGUGAUGUACAAUGGAUAACUGCAAAGAAAGUCAAAAAAGAGGUGGAAGCAUUUGCAGAACAAGAUGGUUUUACCAAAGAACAAAUAGCAGCAACAAGAGCCAAACAUGAGGUUGAACAAGGUGGAAAUUCUAGUAUACCAACCAGUACCUCCAUUGGUAAGAUAAGAGUAAUGAAAGAAACAGAGAAGAAGAAGGUAGAAGAAACAAAGGUGAAGCCUUUUGAAUCCCAGAGAGAUAAGCCUUGUAAGAUACAAUUUCAAAGGAAAGGUAAACCUGUUGAACCUCCUGCUAUGCCAACCCAAACUGGUAAAAGAAAGAAGUUAAAGGCUCAUAAACUGAUAAAUAAUGAAGAGGCUACUGAAUUAGAAGAAGACAAAAUAACACUUAGAGAAAGUGCUAAGAAGCCAAAAACAACUAUUAUACCGGAUGAUGAAGAUGAUACUGGUGACAAGAUUUCCAAUACUGAUGACAAAGUAGAUGUACUUGAUGGUGUACAAGUCAAUAUUGGUAAACAUGAUAUUGAUAUGGAGAUAGAGGAAGAAAAGACAGAGAAAGAGGAGAAGACAGAUAAAAAGGAUGAAGAGGAGAAGAAAAUAGAAGAGAAGGAAACAUUAUUUCAAAUAUCAAAUAAGAAAAUAAUAAUUGAUGAUGAUGAUGAUGACUUGGUAAGUAUCAAUGGUCCUAUUGACAUGGAUAAUUUGAGUUCCUCACAACUUAUGAAAAUUGCACAAGCUAUGCAAUCAAGAGCACAAAAGAAAAGGUUAAAGGAACAACAGAAGGAAGCAAAGACCAUGAGGACAACUAUUGAAAUUUUGUCAAGUCUCCUACCAGAGAUUGAUCUUGAAAACCUUGUUACACCAAUGGACAAGCUUGGACAGUUAGUUGUUGAUGUUGGUGAACAACUAAAAACUUUUGAGGAAGCUACAUAUAUAUCAGUUGAGAAGGAUUAUAAGAAGAAACAUGCAAAAUAG